Molecule: messenger RNA, 7481 nt
Organism: Scophthalmus maximus (turbot)
Lineage: Eukaryota; Metazoa; Chordata; Actinopteri; Pleuronectiformes; Scophthalmidae
Product: neural cell adhesion molecule L1.1-like
Exons: 29
Coding region: 456-4334 (1292 amino acids)
Biological process (GO): cell-cell adhesion
Molecular function (GO): protein binding
Source: RefSeq, a predicted model, not a curated record
CAGGCACAGCUCAGAAGGGUGUGUUUUAUGUGCCACUGCAGCAUCAGUGCAAAAUAGACACACGAGAGAAAAGGCACGACACUGUACAGACAGGAGGGAGAGAAAUUGAUAGAACGAGUCAGAGAAGAGGAAAGACGAAGGGGUGACGAGGAGACGAGAAGAAGAAGAUACAGAGAAGAAAACAGGAGGAGGACGGAGAGAAGCAACACCUGCAGAGGAGCAGAGACUGUGUACCCUCAUCCAGAGCCUCACUUUUGGCUGUGAAAGCAACACACACCUGCCAACUUGACACACACCGUCGUCGCUCUGCUCGUGUGCGCUCUCGGGAGGGUCUGGGAGGUCCCCGGUGUGUGUCCGGCCGCGUGCAUAAGUCGAGAGAGGGGGCGUGUGUGUGUUGUUUUAUGUGUUGAUGAGUGUGUGGGUGUCCCGCAUCACUUUUGAUGGGACAUUGAGAGAUGUGUGUGUCACAGCGUCGCUGGAUGGGCUAUAGGGGGCCGUGUCCCCCCGCCCUGCCCCUGAUCCUCCUCCUCCUCCUCCCUCUGUCCUUCCUCUCCUCCACGCCUCCAUUUGCUCAGGGAGCGAUCCACAUCCCCAAAGACUAUAAAGUGCAUAACAUAUCGCAGCCCCCAGUGAUGACGGAGAUGCCGACAUCGUACACAGCCUUCUCUCGAGAGGACAUAUAUCUGCCCUGUGAGGCCACGGGUAUCCCAGCACCCACUUUCCGGUGGGUGAAAGAUGGCGAGGUGUUUGGGUCGGAGUAUAAAGAGUCGGGGACGUUGCGAGCCGAAGGGGAUGAGCUCCUCGACUCGUACGAAGGCUUAUACCGUUGCUACGCUUCCAACACCCUGGGGACCGCCAUGACGCAAACCGUGCAAGUCAUCGUCGAGCCUCAACCGGUUCUCCUAAAGCAACAGAAAAUACACAAGCGGGCAUUCGAGGGGGAAAGCGUCGUCCUGUCCUGCAACCCUCCGGAGAGCUCCACUCCUCCACACAUCCACUGGAUGGACAAGAAGAUGGUGCACAUCAAGCAGAACGACAGAGUGAUGGUGGGCCUCGACGGGAGCCUGUACUUCGCUAAUCUUCUAAAGAGCGACAGCAGGGACGACUACGUCUGCAACGCCCAGUAUUCGGCGGCCAGGACCAUUCUCCCCGAGACCUCCGUGAGACUCACCGUCAUGCCCAGUAACGAUGUUGGCCAUGGUAGGAAACCCCACCUCUUUCGACCCACCGGCUCCCACACCACAGUGAACGCCCUCAGAGGUCAAAGCGUCACCCUGGAAUGCAUCCCCAAGGGCCUACCCACUCCCAAGGUGGAAUGGAAGAAGAAGGACGGCCGCCUGGACGAAACCGGCGGCGUGCUGGAGAGCGCGGCCCGCUGGCUCAGCUUCGACAGCAUCGCCCAGACCGAUGACGGAGAGUAUGAGUGUCGGGCCUUCAACAUCCACGGCUCCACCGCACACUCGUUCACGCUCACUGUGGAAGCGGCUCCAUAUUGGGUGAAGGAGCCUCAGAGCCUGUUGUAUUCUCCUGGGGAGACUGUGCGACUGGACUGUCAGGCCGAAGCCAUCCCGACGCCCGUCAUCACCUGGAGCAUCAACGGUCAGCCGGUCACAGACGUGGACGAUGAUCCUCGCCGGAGUGUGUCGGGCGGCGUGUUGAAACUGAGGGACGUUGAGUUUGCGGACACCGCCGUGUACCAGUGCGAGGCCUCCAACCGUCACGGCUCCAUUCUCCUCAACACCUACCUCUACGUCAUCGAGCUUCCUCCUCAGAUCCUGUCGUCUGACCGAGUGGUGUACAGAGUCACCGAGGGAGGAGACAUCAUGCUGCACUGCGAAGCCUUUGGUUCUCCACGACCACACGUCGCAUGGGAGGGUGAAGACAUGGUUCCUCUGUUGUCGGACCCUCGUGUCUCCCUGCUGACCAACGGGACCCUCGAGCUGUCCGGCGUCAGUCACGAUGACAGUGGAACAUACACUUGCUCCGUCCAACACACCAAUAUCUCCAUCACUGCACAUCUGGAAGUGUUCAAUCGAACAGAGAUUUUGACGAGCCCCCAAGACGUCCGUGUUCUCAGUGGGAGCAGCGCUCUGCUCGACUGUCGCUUCUACAAAGACCCUCGGCUGCUCGACUACCAAAUCGUCUGGAGGAAAGACGGACAAAAACUGCAGGAGUCGUCACCAGAUGACAAGUACACUUUCUUUGAGAAUGGAAGCUUGAAAGUGUCAGGCGUCCAAUCAGACGACACCGCGCCUUACACCUGUGAGGUCAUCACCGAUAUGGACAACGUGCAAGCCAGCGGCUCCAUAACCGUAGUGGCACGACCGGACCCUCCCAGAGAUCUGUCUCUGUCCGACGUCGAGGACCACAGCCUCACACUCAGCUGGAUCCCUGGACAUUCACACAACAGCCCCGUCGUUGAGUUCAUCGUGGAGGUCCGCGAGGAGCAGCACACAGAGGAAGGGAAGUGGCAGCUGUGGAGGAGAGUACCGGGGGACUUCAACCACCUGCAGCUGACCCUCCACCCCUACUGCACCUACCGCUUCCGGGUCAUUGCCGUCAACGAGAUCGGCCACAGCAACCCCAGCAAGCCCUCAGACCACCACAGCACGCCACCUGCUGUUCCUGACAGUAACCCCACUGGAGUCCGCAGUGACUCGACAGACCCAAAGACUCUGAUCAUUACAUGGGAUGAGAUGGACAAGCACUUGCACAACGGCCAGGACUUCCAGUACAAGGUGUCGUGGCGGGAGGCCGGGGGGAAGAGUGUGCACUGGAACCACAGCUUCAUAAAGUCUCCGCCGUUCCACGUAAACGACACGGGAACGUACACUCCGUUUGAGAUCAAAGUCCGGGCCGUCAACUCGCUCGGAGUAGGACCGGACCCGGAGCCUGAGAUCGGCCACUCCGGAGAGGAGAAGCCCGACGACGCUCCCACCGGAGUUGAAACCACUGUGAUGAACAGCACCGUCAGAGUCAAGUGGAACGAGGCGCAGAGCAUCCGAGGUCGGCUGCUGGGAUACAAGAUCUAUGUCAGGAGGUUGGGUCCCCAGGAGGGACGGGGCCGGAGGUCCCUCGGAAAACUGCACCACGGGGACGACAGAGAGGCAAGGUUGACCCGAGGGACGGAAGGAGACAGAGAGAGCCGGGUGGUGGAGGUACGAGGCACGAGGACCUCGGAGGAAGUGACGGGGCUGCGGCUGUUUUCUCGCUAUGAAGUGUCCGUCACUGCCUUCAACAGCAAAGGGGAGGGCCCGCACUCGCAGCCUCACCGCUUCAGCACGCCGGAGGGAGCUCCUGGUCCUCCCGAAUCAUUGACCUUUGAGAGCCCAACAGAGAAAUCAAUGAUUCUCUUCUGGACCCCUCCAGUUGAAACCAAUGGCAUACUGCUGGGAUACAUGGUGCAGUACCAACAGGAAGUGGAGAGUAGAGACAGUCCACUGCAGAUGGAGAUCAUCAGUGAUCCCAGCAUGACUCGCAUUGUGUUGGAGCAUCUGGACCCCAGCAGCCAUUACAUCUUCAAAGUGAUAGCGCGCACCGCCACCGGGGACGGACCUCCCAUCACACGGAGGUUCGCCACCCUGCUCGAUGGAGUUCCUCCAUCGAACAUCUCCAUAGUAACGGGAAACACGUCGCUCAACCUGACCUGGGUGCCCGGAGAGCGAGACAGGAAUCACGGCUUCCACAUCCGCUACCGAAGGAAGAGUGCCGGAGUUGAGUGGGAGGAGUCGGAGGAGGUAAAUUCCACGCAGGGUUUAUAUUCGCUCACAGGCCUCCAACCAGGAACUCAGUACCAGCUCGAGGUCAUGCAUGGAAACUUCACUCAGUGGAAAGACGUGACAUGGACCAACGGACCAGUGCCCUCGGAGAUGCCCGGGGGAUUCGCCACCCAAGGCUGGUUGAUAGGACUCAUCAGCGCCAUCGUGCUGAUACUGCUGAUACUGUUCAUCCUCUGCCUUAUCAAACGCAGCAGGGGCGGCAAGUAUGCAGUGAAGGACAAGGAGGACAAGGAAGUGGACUCCGAAGCUCGGCCAAUGAAAGAUGAGACCUUUGGAGAGUACAGAUCGCUGGAGAGCGACGGAGAUGAGAAGCGCUCCGACAGCCAGCCGUCUCUGUGCGGGGAGAGUAAGCUGGGCAGCGACGACUCUCUGGCCGAAUACGGAGACAGCGUGGACAUCCAGUUCAACGAGGACGGCUCUUUCAUUGGCCAGUACAGUGGCCGGGGGCCGGUUCCCCAUGGCAACGAGAGCUCCGGUCCCGCCUCCCCUGUUACAGCCGUCCCGCCUCCCCCCAUCGCUCCAUCCAUGUCGAGCAUCCUGAACAGGCCCAGCUAGACGCACACACACACACAGAAACACACAGACACACACAGACACACACACACACACACACACACACUCUCUCUCACACACACACACACACACUCACUGUCUCUCUCUCCCUCUCACUCUCAAACACACACACACACACACACACACACACACACACACACACACAAAGGGACAGACCACUCCUGACUCCACUGCCUGUAGUGUCACAGUGUAAGAACACACACUCUCACACUCUCUCACACACACACACACACACACACACACACACACACACACACACACACACACACACACACACACACACACACACACACACACACACACACACACACACACAGAGUCUCAGUACAUUCCACAGGUUUAUGCAGUGAAGCCGUUUACAGGAUGUCUUGCCUUUUCUACGACGUUUACACACACACACACACGCACACACACACACACACACACACACACACACACACACACACACACACAUGCACACAAAAUCAGAUCAAGCUUUACUCUUCUAAACAACAGAAAGACAGAGGGAGGUGGAGAACAGGAGAGGAAGAUGACGGGCCAGUGUGGUGAAGAGUGAGGCGAAGAAAAGGGAAAAUAGAAUAAGUUUUUUCAUCUUUUCAUCUGUGACCAAAAUGUCAAAACACACGAUUUCAACUUGUAGAAACAUUUAAGUUUCGUUCUGUUUCGUUUACACAUUUUAAAUAAUUUUUUAUACAACCGUCACAAUUUUUAGCUGUGUUUUCACCACUGUGUCUUUGUUGUUGCCAUUUUCAAGCUAUUUAUUUGUGUUUGUAUAUGUUUGUGUGCGUGCGUCUUGGGGAUGAUUUUGCUGUUUUUUGAUGCGUGCGCGGCUGUAAGGAACCUAAGAUGCACGAGGCAUCUCUGAAUCAUUUAGUUGAUACUUCACAUAUAUGAGUUUAAAGAGUGACUGUUACCUUGUGCGAUUUGUUCAGACUCUCCAUCCCUGCCCUUUGACCCACAGCGAUGAGAGAUCUGUUGCCUUAAGAGAGUCCAGUAGAGUCUCCUCUCCUCCUUCUCUCUUUCAAUUCCCCAUCACUCCUCACACACAUUUUGCUUUUCCUCACCCUCCCAUUUGCUCAGCCGCUAAAAUGCAGGACAAGGAUGUUGCGGUGGCCCAGAGAGCUCAGCGCACUGCGGCUGAAGAGAACACACACACACAAAUGGAUAAAACACAAAGAAUUUUUAAAACAAAAAGUGGCAAACAGCUUUUACAAAUCUUUGAAGAAAAAAACAAAACAGCUCACAGGUGUACGAGGUGCGAUCAAAAAUGUCAGACACCCUUAUGGUUACGAAGGAACGUAGCGUGACACAUAACAAGCUUGUGGGGUUUUUCUGUGACCACUGGGACAUUUGUUAGUUCUAUAUGAUAACAGACAAUGACAAACACAUUGUGUACAUACUCAUACACGGAUACAUACAUUAAGUGGACGCCUAUAGAAAACACUUGGAGGGGCCGGUCCUCUGUAGCAAAGGAUGGAGGACGAGGAGGCGGACAGAACAAACGGAGGAGAAGGAGGAGCUGACAGAAAUAGAGGAUCUGACGUAUCGUUCUCUGAAUGUAAAUAGAACCUUGAGAUUGUCAUUUUUUUAAGAUUUCCAUUGCUUCUUUUAUAAGAUGAUCAAAUUUUUGUUUUUUUGUUCAAUAUCUGUUGCUCUGUUUUAAUUUUGUGCGGCAGCCAUCCUGCGCUGUAGCGUUUGUAUCAUACAACCCCCGCCCACCAUCGUCUCCUCUUAGGGUUUUCUUCUCUUGUCGCUUAGUAGCCCAGAGACAUUUAGAGAAGACUAGAACCAUAGCCAGAACAACCCUCCCUCCCUUCAUCGAGUUUUCUUUAUAGUUCUUAGAAAUGCAGCAGAAGAUGAUCCUGCUCAUUAAAAAAAGUCACUUCAUAAUGUUAAUAUUAAUUCACCUCGCCGAGGUAAAGCCGCGUCAAUGGACAUGGGCGAGAUGUCGCCUGCGGCCCGGGAUGGACCGACUCAAGAAAUCAAUCAAAAUAUUUAAAGGGUUUUUUUGUUCGUUGCCCCGGAGCAACAGACGGGCUGCACCGCUGGUGUUGCUCAUUGUGGCUCCGUCUUUAUCCUUUUCUUGCAUUGUUUUUUUUUGUUGUUUUUCUGCUUUGACCUCUCAGACUGAAGGAAGAGGACACAUGAAAACAGUCUGUAAAUCUAUAAACGUAAUAAUCCACAGUCCAAACCUCUACUUGUUGCCUUGUUAACCGUCCCUGCUCCGACACUGAUGCUGACUGUUUGUAUCACCCACUUACUGUAAAUAAUGAUGGACGACAUGAUACCUUCCCAAAAGAAUGAAGCCAAAUCACCCUGAUCGCCCCCUGGUGGCUUGCUGCAGUAUAGGUCAUAAACCCCGCCUCCUUCCUGUUAUCAGAUGGGACCAAAAAAAAAAGUUAAAGUACAUGUUUUGAUACAUUUUUUUCCAGAGAUGGUUUUUGUCAUUCUUGGUUAGUUGUUAUCCCACUGAUGUUCAAGUGGUCAUGUGUUCUGACAUCAUGACUGACGGCUGAGAUUGACACCCAAUUGGCCGAGCGGGACCACGGUAAUGACGCCGACUCCAAAUGGCGUCACCGGCCAGAGGGCGGCAGAGUGGAAGGAAGUGGAAAUGCGUCGUCCAUCUUUAAAUACCGUCGCUGUAUGACCCUGUUUGUCUGCUUGUCUCUGUUGCAGCCUUCUUUUAUACAUACAAACAGAUUGGGGGGGGGAAACACAAAAUUAAAAAAAAAAAAAAAAAGAUUAUAAAUAAUAGCAACACUGCUAAUGAUAACAACAACAGUGCUAUUAUCAGUUACGACGACGCGGUCAGUAUUGUCGUCAGGCGCGAUGACUUUGUCAGUAAGUAACACAAGGAGAUGAAUCAGUAUCACAGGGAGAUUAAUUAUAGUGGGGGCGGGAGGGCGGCUGUGAUAUGUGUGUGUUUAUUUGUGUAGGGGGGAAAAGAGACAUGGGAUCAACACACACAUACAAACACAGAAAGGGGGAGGGGGUGAUGGGUUGAACUGCAAUAUUGAGGUGUGCUGAUGUUGUACCUGCUUGUUGCAUUGUGCGAUGUUCUGUAUCCGACAAACUAACCCCAGACUGUCAACUAAUAAAUAAACAUGGACUACGCAUAUCCUGAUCAGA